Rotaria socialis is the source of this 2346-nucleotide messenger RNA. The record is from the annotation of a GenBank genome assembly. Lineage: Eukaryota; Metazoa; Rotifera; Eurotatoria; Philodinida; Philodinidae.
AUGGCUCAACAUAUAAUUUCAACUAUAGAAACCAAACGACCUCAUGCGUAUGAAAAUAUGAUAAAUAGUUUUGACACCGAUGGUGAUGUGAAUGACAUUACACUUGAACAUCUCUCAAGUCCUGAGUUCAAUCAAAAAGACGAACGGGAUCAAAAAAUAAAUAGAUCAAUUGCUAGAAGUUAUAGCAAUCACAUUUAUGAAUCACUUUCAUAUGAUAUCCGUCGUCAAUCUCAAAUAUCAUUAAUUAGUGUACAACUACGUAAUUUACGUCGAAAAUUCAGUGAUCGUACCGAUGCUAUUAAAGAAAUUAUUCAUCAACUACCAGAUUAUGCAGAUAAUGCCAAUGGCAGUAUUAGUGUACGUGAAGAAAAAGCGCAAGAGCAACCUCCUAUCCGAUCAGUAUUUGCAUCAGAUAGCGUAAGUCAAGCUUCAACACCUAGUUUAUUGCUAGAAGGCAAUGGAAUAAAACAACGCUUACAAAGAAUCGUACGCCGUUGUCUACGAAAAUCUGGUAUUCGAAAACCGAUUGAUACAGAUAGUAAUGCGCAUUUAAUUUGGCUGUUAUUUGUCGCAUUGGCAUAUCUAUAUAAUUUUAUAUCGAUACCCUUACGUAUAGCAUUUCCCAUAUGGAAAAAAGGAGAAACAAAUAUUUGGUUAUGGAUGUUAAUCGAUUAUUUAUCUGACGUACUUUACUUAAUCGAUAUAUUUUUUGUUCAAACAAGAAUUAAAUAUUUAGAAAAUGGUCUUUGGAUUAAAAAUUUUCGUUUAACUGCAAUGAAAUAUUUUCAUUCACUACCAUUCUUAUUUGAUUGUUUAUCGCUUUUACCAUUGGAUUUUUUUUAUUUUCUUUUCGGCUUUCAUGCUAUUUUUCGAUUAUUACGUUUACUUAAAAUACGUUCGUUAACAAAUUUUUUUCGUUAUUGUGAUCGUUGGGUACAAUCAUUUUUUGCUAGUGUGCGACUUGUCAGAAUUCUCGCAUUGCUCCUCUAUGUUAUAUUAUCGGUACAUGUAUAUGCAUGUAUUUAUUUUCUUUUUUCAAAUUAUGAAAUUCAACAUGGUGUUGAUAAUACUUGGGUUUAUAAAAUAGAACAUCAACCACGUAUGAGUGCAUAUUCGUAUUCGUUUUAUUAUUGUUUUAAAAUUGCAUCUACCAUUGGAAAUAUUCCAAGUCCGGAAACUGGACUUGAAUAUUUAUUUGUCAUUGUUGGAUAUUUAUUUGCACUGUUUAUAUUUGCCUUAUUGAUUGGACAAAUUCGUGAUGUAUUUCAAUCAAUGAAUCAAAGACGCUUAGCAUAUCAAAAUAAAGUUGAACAAGUUAUGCAGUAUUUAACAAAAUUUGAAUUACCAAAAACUUUGCAAGAUAGGGUUAGAAAUUGGUUUCAGUAUAAUUGGGAAGAUAGAAAUACACUAGAAGAUGAUGAUGCAACAUUAUCAUUUUUACCUGCUACCCUUCAAACUGAACUUGCUAUUAGUAUUCAUUAUGAUACUUUGUCAAAAGUGAAAUUGUUUCAAGAUUGCGAGAGAGCAUUUCUUCAUUCAUUGGUACUUAAAUUAAAACCAGCAUUAUUUUUACCAGGUGAUUAUAUAUGUAAAAAGGGUGAAAUUGGCCGAGAAAUGUAUAUUGUUAAUCAUGGAAUUCUUGAUGUUUUUAUUGAUGACAAACGUAUAGCUGGUCUUGAAGAUGGUGCAGUCUUCGGCGAAAUUAGUUUGCUUGAAGUAGCCGGAGGUAACCGACGUACAGCUGAUGUUAUUUCACGCGGUUUUUCAACAUUAUUUACUUUACAUAAAGCAGAUUUAAAUGAACAAUUAAAAGAUUUUCCAGAAGCUGGUAAAAUUCUUCGUCGAAAAGCAAAGAUAUUAAUGAAAGGAUCAUCCAAACCAGAAGAGGAAGAAGCAGCUCAUGAUAAUGAAGUUGUUCAAGCAGAACCAAUUAUUGUCGAUCAUCCACCAAAACCAGAUCCUAGACUGCUCGAUACGGUUUUGAAAGCCGUUGGUACGAAUUCAAAAUUAGUGGAAGUAUUAAACCGACCUCGACCAAGUUGUCUAUAUGAACCACUUUCAAUAAAAGUUCCUGAUAUUACUAUAACAAAACGUAAUGAACCAAUUCGAACUUCUACUGAAAGUGAUCAAAAUAUAAAUCUUGUAAUACCAACGUUAACAGUAACACCAGUUGAUGCAACUACAGCACGAAUUCAAACUCUUCGCCAAAGAUUGUUUUCAAUUCCAUUACAAAAUCUACCAUCAGCUAUGCAAUAUUUAAACGAAGAGGACGAUUUACUGAUUAAUCGUACGCUACCAACAUCAGAAACAACUGUAACAUUAGUGUUUGAUGAUGACCUUGUUUAA